GCUCUCCUGCUCGCACACGUGUGCACUUGUUAAUCAAACCACGCAAGAAAAACAAACCAGAAGCUGCGGCAGAUGCCCAGAUUUGAAGCCAAGCAAGUGAUUACAUAAGCAAUUAUUUCAGCUAUGAAUUUCGCCGGAAAAGUUGUGCUAAUAACCGGUGCUAGUUCCGGCAUCGGUGCCGCCACAGCGCUCAAAUUCGCCAAACAUGGCGCCUGCCUGGCGCUCAACGGACGCAAUGUGAAAAAUCUGCAACAAGUGGCGGAUGAGUGCAGUGCCGCUGCUGGCGGUGUCAUGCCCACCCUCGUUGUGGGCGACAUCAGCAAGGAGGCAGACACGGAGCGAGUGUGGCACGAAACCAUACAGAAAUUUGGCAAACUGGAUGUGCUGGUUAAUAAUGCUGGCAUCAUUGAGACGGGCAGCAUUGAGAACACCAGCCUGGACCAAUACGAUCGCGUGAUGAACACCAAUCUGCGUGCCAUCUAUCACCUGACCAUGCUGGCCACUCCGGAACUGAUCAAGACUAUGGCCAAAUUUGUCCACCUUAUCCUGUGUGAAUGGCUACGCUCGUUUCCCGGCGUGCUCGCCUACAAUCUGUCCAAAAUGGGCGUGGAUCAAUUCACGCGCUGCGUCGCCUUGGAACUAGCUGCGAAGGGUGUGCGUGCCAAUUGCGUCAAUCCGGGCGUAACCGUUACCAAUCUACACAAGCGCGGCGGCAUGGAUGAGGCCACUUAUCAGAAGUUUCUCGAGCACUCGAAGAACACUCAUGCCCUAGGCCGACCCGGCACCACCGAUGAGGUGGCCAACGCAAUUGUAUUCUUGGCCAGCGAUCUGGCCACCUUCAGCACGGGUGUCAGCCUGGCUGUGGAUGGCGGCCGACAUGCCAUGUGCCCGCGUUAAUUGUAGCUGGAGCAGUGGUUGGGUGUCCAAGAUUUUCAAUAAGACAAAUUGGAAAAUACUGGCGACAAAAUUGUUUUGCCUUUUACAGUUUUUUAUAUUUUAAAGUUGGUUUGAAUUUUGCAUUUUGAAUUAAGAAAAUGGAAAGCAUUUUUUUUUUUAUUUUUGCUUUAAUUUUUCGAUCAAUCUAAAAUUCUCUUGCCUAUUCAUGUUCCAAAAUAAACUAAGAUACUCAUCCAAAUUCUGGCAAUAGAAAACUCAAAUCUGGCCAAAGAAUAUUUGAUGCAUUUAUUUUGUGUCUUAAAAAUAAAGCUGCACAGAAAUUGAA
Molecule: messenger RNA, 1222 nt
Organism: Drosophila grimshawi
Lineage: Eukaryota; Metazoa; Arthropoda; Insecta; Diptera; Drosophilidae
Product: 3-oxoacyl-[acyl-carrier-protein] reductase FabG
Exons: 1
Coding region: 124-897 (257 amino acids)
Source: RefSeq, a predicted model, not a curated record